ACAGUUUGCAUUUUGGGCCCGCUUGAUUCCACUGCAUCUUCUACGAAGAUUGUAUUCAUCUAUCACUCUCUCCCAAGUCAGCCUGCUCUUCUCUCCUCCCUCUCUCCGUUUUUGGAUAAUUGAAGCUGUCGUAAGAGUUGUUUGCACAAGGCGUUAAGCCCAAAGUUGUGUGUUUUGUCUUUGGCAAAACAUCCGACAAAUGUCCAGUCUUGAUGGAGAUGUGUCUCAAAAUGGGAGCUUGAAGAGUGUCGAUGCCCAUCAUGCUUUGGCUGAAAUAGAAGAUUUGGAUUUCUCAAGGAGCUUAGAUAAGCCACCAAGGCCUUUGAAUAUGGAGAGGCAAAGAUCAUGUGAUGAGAGGUCCCUAAAUGAAUUGUUUGGGGUGCCUUUGCUUUCUCCGCGUCCCUCAUCAAGAGCCGAGAGUAACUUCAGGUUAAUUGAUCAUCUUGAUGGUUUAUAUUCCCCUGGUAGAAGGUCAGGAUUCAAUACUCCAAGGUCACAAUAUGGGUUUGAGACACAUCCAGCUGUGGCUGAAGCUUGGGACGCUUUGAGGAGAUCGUUGGUUUUUUUUCGUGGCCAACCUGUUGGAACCAUAGCAGCUUUGGAUAAUACUGGGGAACAGCUUAAUUAUGAUCAGGUGUUCGUAAGAGAUUUUGUCCCAAGUGCAUUGGCUUUUCUGAUGAACGGCGAACCUGAAAUAGUAAAGAAUUUUAUUUUGAAGACUCUUCGCCUCCAAUCAUGGGAGAAAAAAAUUGACAGAUUCCAUCUUGGAGAAGGAGUUAUGCCUGCGAGUUUUAAGGUACUCCACGAUCCUGUCAGGAACAGUGAGACUUUGAUGGCAGAUUUUGGUGAGAGUGCAAUAGGAAGAGUGGCUCCCGUUGAUUCUGGAUUUUGGUGGAUUUUCUUACUUCGAGCAUACACCAAGUCCACAGGCGACACAUCAUUGGCUGAAAUGCCAGAAUGUCAGAAGGGUAUGCGCCUAAUUUUGAGCUUAUGCCUUUCAGAGGGGUUUGACACAUUCCCUACUCUUCUUUGCGCUGAUGGAUGCUGCAUGAUUGAUCGCAGGAUGGGUGUUUAUGGGUAUCCCAUUGAAAUUCAAGCACUUUUCUUCAUGGCUUUAAGAUGUGCUUUGCUUCUACUGAAGCAAGAUGAGGAGGGGAAAGAGUUUGUAGAGCGGAUCACUAGACGCCUUCAUGCCUUAAGUUUUCACAUGAGGAGUUAUUAUUGGAUUGACUUGAAACAGCUUAAUGAUAUAUAUCGUUAUAAAACAGAGGAAUACUCUCAUACUGCAGUUAACAAGUUUAAUGUAAUUCCCGAUUCUCUUCCAGAAUGGAUAUUUGAUUUUAUGCCAGUCCAUGGUGGCUACUUUGUUGGAAAUGUUAGUCCUGCAAAAAUGGACUUCCGUUGGUUUUGCCUGGGUAACUGUAUUGCAAUCUUGUCAUCCUUGGCAACCCCUGAGCAAUCGACAGCGAUAAUGGAUCUUAUAGAAUCACGGUGGGAGGAAUUGGUUGGAGAAAUGCCACUCAAGGUAAUCUAUCCAGCGAUAGAGAGUCAUGAAUGGCGGAUUGUUACAGGAUGUGAUCCAAAAAAUACUAGAUGGAGUUACCACAAUGGAGGAUCCUGGCCAGUGCUCUUGUGGCUUCUCACCGCAGCAUGCAUCAAGACCGGACGCCCCCAAAUUGCAAGACGUGCCAUUGAGCUCGCUGAGACAAGAUUAGUUAAAGACAACUGGCCAGAAUAUUAUGAUGGAAAGCUUGGUCGAUUCGUUGGGAAACAGGCUCGUAAAUUCCAGACCUGGUCCAUUGCAGGUUACUUGGUUGCAAAAAUGUUGUUGGAAGACCCUUCUCAUUUGGGUAUGCUGGCACUCGAAGAAGACAAACAAAUGAAGCCUCCCAUGAGAAGAUCACAUUCAUGGACAUUCUGAUGUAACUUGUCUAGCAUUUCUACAUACCCCAAUCUAUUCUCAGAUAGGGCUAGAUCGUCUCUUCUGACCCACAGUUCUACUUCCCAUUUUGAUCAUGUCUUCUGCCUUUCCAUCUGUUCAAUGCCGGAAUACUUUUUUUCAAUCUUGCCGUAGUAGUUCCAUGCAAAUCUUAAUGAAUCUUAAUCCUUAAAUGUUUUCCUAUCAUAUUCUAUUCAGGAGUUCUAACGUAUA
This is a messenger RNA of Populus euphratica (Euphrates poplar), 2152 nucleotides long. RefSeq names its product Plant neutral invertase family protein (gene A/N-INVB). NCBI's taxonomy places the organism in Eukaryota, Viridiplantae, Streptophyta, Magnoliopsida, Malpighiales, Salicaceae. Gene Ontology annotation, biological process: sucrose catabolic process. Bases 200 to 1921 code for a protein of 573 amino acids. Gene Ontology annotation, molecular function: sucrose alpha-glucosidase activity; endo-alpha-N-acetylgalactosaminidase activity. The transcript has 5 exons. The record is from RefSeq and is a predicted model, not a curated record.